AAGGAAUCUCCGUUCUUGGCUGCCGGAAAAUAUUUCUGAAAAAAUGACCGGUAAGCAAGCAGAAUUUUAUUUACAUGAAAAGACCCAUGUUUCUGCUGAGUUUAGAGGCUGUGAUGUAAAUUGUUUAGAAGUGUAUGUACGUAAUUUGGAAACACCAUUAGGGAAGAUUCCAGAAGCAGUUUUGAGAGCAACAGAUAUAAUUCAUUUUGACAUAAAUGAUAUUAAUACUGUACAAUAAUGUUUUCCAUUACUGUCAGUGUCCAUCGUGCUGUUACGUGGUCUAUAUGGUCGCGCUAAGAAACGACACGGGCGAAGUAAACAAAACGUGGAAAGACGCUCUCGUUAAAAUGCUUCGCGGACGAUUCAUCUUUGCCGUGAUAUUGGCGAACGUUAUACUCGUCGGUGAUGGUAGAACGAUAGAAAAUCGGCUGGCCAAGAUCGACACCGCGAAGACGCUGGAUCCUGGUGAAGAUUUCACCGAGAGAAAACAUAAAAUACUGAAGAGAAACGAUCAUUUAGGAGAAUCGUGUCCCUACGGAAGCAAAGAGAUGUGCUUAAUUUUUUCUCUGUCAAGAAUCGCUAACGUUCGAGUGGCUGUUCCGGAUCAGAGAUCGCAGGAUCGCAGUCUAAAGACGAGGAUGUUCGACGUCGGAUCGAGAAAUACCGGGAACUCGCAGUUCGACCGAAGAAUCAAGGAAAGUAACGAAAACGUUCAAGAUUUCUCGAAGGAACAGAUCAAAUCGCCGAGCAACGUCCAUUGUAAAGCGAUUCGCGACGUUUACAUACCGGAAGUGAAACAGAACCUGCCAGCCUUUGGUUGCGUGCUUGGAAAUAAUACGUUCAUUAUAUCGAGCGCGAGAUUCCUUCAAGAUCGACGACGGUAUUUAACUAUAAACGUGAACGAGAAUACUCUAAAUAACAUAAAGUAUCCGCAGAAGGUUUCCAGGAGCAACGAAGUGAGCAUCAUACCAACCCUGCUCGUUCUAAACGUCGCGAACGACUACAACAGCGAUUAUAGAAUACAGAUGCAUACGAAUACAAACGAAAAGUCAAUCGACCGGGAGGAAAUCGAUAAGAAACUAUCGCGCAAGUAAUCGUAUCUUAUAGGAAGUUCGAA
This is a messenger RNA of Colletes gigas, 1117 nucleotides long. RefSeq lists its product as uncharacterized. Bases 216 to 1094 code for a protein of 292 amino acids. The record is from RefSeq and is a predicted model, not a curated record. The transcript has 3 exons. Lineage: Eukaryota; Metazoa; Arthropoda; Insecta; Hymenoptera; Colletidae.